UACCAGCACUACGUGCAGCAGAGUCACUCAUCUGAGUCACUGCUUAAGAAGGGACUACUGUCAUUUAUACCUACUUGUGCGAGACUGCUUUUGUUGGGGAGAAGUCGGAAAAUCGAGGCCCAGGAGCAGGCAGACAUGAGUGCAGGUAAAGGUACCAAGCUGGUGAAGGGCAAGGUGGGCAAGCCCAAGGUGAAGAAACUCCACCUGGAGGAAACGUUGCCCUCGCCGUACGGCCGCAGGGUUGUACCCACCAUCACACAGGCCAUGAAGACUGACGCCUCCAAGAAGAUGACCAAGAAGAAGAAGGGUGAUGCGGACCUGUUGAUGAAGCUGGAGUUUGAUGAUGAGAUGGGAGUGCUGGGGUCAGACGGGGGAACAGGGGAGAACUCCCUCAACUCCUCCUCUAAUACACCAGCCCCAACCCCAGCCAAGCCCAAGGCCCCCCGGGUCAAGCAGGAGAAGAGGAGCCAGGUACUCCAGAGCCAGGAAACCCCCACACCAAAAGGAUCGUCUGGUAAGAAGGUGAAGAAGCGUAACCCCUGGUCGGAGGACGAGUCCAAAUCAGAAAGCGACCUGGAGGACAGUGAACCUGUUGUCAUCCCCCGAGACACCAAGUCACAACGGGCCUCAGAACUAGGGACAGGCAUUCUUCCUGAUCACAGCAGUUAA
Messenger RNA from Salvelinus namaycush (lake trout), 669 nucleotides. RefSeq names its product DNA topoisomerase 2-beta-like. The record is from RefSeq and is a predicted model, not a curated record. NCBI's taxonomy places the organism in Eukaryota, Metazoa, Chordata, Actinopteri, Salmoniformes, Salmonidae. The transcript has 5 exons. The coding region runs from base 136 to 669 and encodes 177 amino acids.